AUGCACGAUGGGGGACUUGACGUCCGGCCAAAGCUCCCUACGACCAUUCGAGAUGCGACCAUCGUAUGUGAGCAACUUGGGGAGAGAUACUUGUGGAUUGACGCACUUUGCAUCAUGCAGGAAUCUUCGCGAGACUUGAAGUUUCAAAUGCUUCGGAUGAGGCAGAUAUAUUCCGCAGCCAAGUGCACCAUCACUGCCGUGUCAGCUGAAUCAACGGCAAUCGGAUUGUUUGGUAAUUUGCCAGCCCAACAGUUGGGGUCUUGGAAAGAGUGUAAGUCAGAGGAAUCUCUAAACGCUAUGAUCGAGUCGUCGCCCUGGAGCAGUCGCGCAUGGUGUUACCAGGAGGAGGUUCUGUCACACCGUCUCAUCCUGUUCACGUCGAGUGGGAUAUAUAUGCAGUGCCGAGCGGGCUCCUACGAUGCGAACGGAUCUCGGCUACAGGGCAAAGAGAGCCAGAGCGUUUCCAAGUUCAACGCUGUUGGCAGUAUACUCUUUAUACCUCCUGGCGAAGAGCUAGAGUCGUAUAUCCCUGCGGUCGAGCAUUAUUCCCAACGGAAGCUCACCAGGAAGGAUGACAAGAUAAAUGCCUUUCAAGGAGUGUUUCGGAGGUACAAUGGGAAGAUGGACGGCGAGACAUCCUUGUUUUGCUACGGCCUCCCAAUAUGUGCCUUUGAUCAACUUAUAUGCUGGCGCACUCGCCGACACAAUCCGCACCUCAGCAACCAAGUAUUCCCUACCUGGUCAUGGCUGGGCUGGGACGACGCAGUCUCGUUCGAUCGGAAGAUGCUUCAGACAGCCUGUACAAGCCAAGUGAUUUACGAUCCCGGCCUCUUCUACCACGAAGGCGUUGAAGAUAACCUUGAACUACGAAAACCGGCAUGCCAUGCUUUGACGGGCCCCAGGUUUGGAAUUCCCGCCGCGACUGGUGGUAAUUACUACAACAACCCAGAGCGGUGGUUAUAUGGAUGUAUGGCAGAUUUACGCCUUGCACUUGACCACGUCGAAUCCGAUGCCUCCAAUAGUCUCUACGCCGUGUUCCCGAACAGGUGCAGUCAGAGUCAGCAGCCCUCUCUGCCGCCCCCGCGAAAGAUUACCUUGUUUGACUUGCUCUCGCAGCCGCUGCCAGAGAUCAAGUGGAUGGAUGCGGAGACAGCGGCCGCACCAUCUGUCCCAGCAGCCAAGCAGACAGAAGAAAAAGCUACAUAUGGCUGGAUGCGGCCUGGCGCGCCAGACCAGUGUAUCAUGAGGUUCAUGGUGUUAUCAGGAGAGAAGGGUCCCAAGAGGCAAGGAGAGUGGAAGAUAACCAUGCUCAUGUGUUUGCAGCGGAUGGAGAAGAAUGGCCACUACUGGGCAGAUGAACGAGUGCAGGUGAUGGACUGUGAGAUCGAUGAGAAGAGCCGGAUGAAGAUCGGGGCAAAAGUCAUCAAGUUCAAGCUUGUUUGA
Molecule: messenger RNA, 1443 nt
Organism: Cladophialophora bantiana CBS 173.52
Lineage: Eukaryota; Fungi; Ascomycota; Eurotiomycetes; Chaetothyriales; Herpotrichiellaceae
Exons: 2
Coding region: 1-1443 (480 amino acids)
Source: RefSeq, a predicted model, not a curated record